Messenger RNA from Linum tenue, 1163 nucleotides. The record is from the annotation of a GenBank genome assembly. Lineage: Eukaryota; Viridiplantae; Streptophyta; Magnoliopsida; Malpighiales; Linaceae.
GCUAGAGCUAAAUGCCACCCCAACCAUCUCGAUUCUUCCUCUCGUUUUUGGUUCUCCGAACCAGAGACCCCUCUGGUUUUUUCGUUUCCGCCAUCUCCUCUUCUCCCCUCUCUCCUCUCUCGUUCCCCAUCCUUAUGUUUCUCACCUCUGCUUCCAGAGAACGAAAACCUAAACCCAUCUCAUGUCGCCGCCAUCCUCUUCUUCUCCUCGUGUUCUUUCUCCUCCCAAACCCACGAGAACUCAUAAUCCUAUUUCACUUUCUAAUCGAAAUCCUGAUCCGGAUUUCAAAUCCUAUGGCCUCAACAAGGACGACGGUGAGAAAAGACGCCCUGAUCAACUUCAAUCGACUAGAGAGAUGCCGAUCCAGAUUGGCAGAAAGAAGAGAAAUAAAUCAUCACCGCCGGCAGACGACGAUGGCCGAGAAGAAAACAUGUCGAAGGCGGAGGACAUAUCCCUCGGCAAUGGUGGACGAAUCCUAGGCCUAUCUCACGGAUUACAUGUUUUGAUUUCUGGGGUUUUGGAGUGGCCAAGUUUCUGACGUCAUUUUGAUUAAUUUGGGUUGCUUUUGGUGUUCUAUCGAGGGAGGAGAUGAAAAGUGGGCAUCGAAGGAGAAAGUGGUCUCACUAUCGGCGAGAACCGCCGACAACAGGAUGAGAGGACAGGAUGUGAAAAUGGGCGGAUCUAGGGGUGGCGCCUGCCUAUUUUGAAGAGGCAGCAACCAUUUUUGUGCCUGAAUCUAGAUUUACUUGAACGGCUUCCUUUUUGUUGCAAAUUGUUGCGUGGUGAGUCUUGAGUAGUUUUUUGAAGAGGUGGCCGAUUUGCAGGAGGGAGCAGAGUUUUCUCUUGACCUUUGGGAUAGGAUAUGGGCUAAGGAUAUGGUUGACCCUCGUUGAUCGUGUUGACCGUGUUGACCCGUUGACUUAGAUAAUAUGAGAUGGGCUGAAAUUGGAGGUACUUGAGCUGGAUUUAGUUAGUUUGAAUUUGGGCUUGAGCUGGGUUAUUUUUGCUUGUGCAGUUCAUUGGAUCUAAUUUGGGCUCAACGUUAUAGGUCCCUCAAGACCCAGACUUUUUAAUUUAUUUAUGUACAAUAUUUAAUAGCCCAACUAAGUAUUGGAAUUUGCUUUUAUAAUAAACUUAGUUCAUGUAUCUUCGAUCACUUCACC